Messenger RNA from Hippocampus zosterae (dwarf seahorse), 2401 nucleotides. It is a transcript of the gene polr1g, whose product is annotated as RNA polymerase I subunit G. Lineage: Eukaryota; Metazoa; Chordata; Actinopteri; Syngnathiformes; Syngnathidae. The transcript is spliced from 3 exons. The record is from RefSeq and is a predicted model, not a curated record. Gene Ontology annotation, biological process: transcription by RNA polymerase I. The coding region runs from base 119 to 952 and encodes 277 amino acids.
AGUUCAUCUGUGGCCAUACCCACACGUGCAGUUAUCUUUUUAAGCGCGCACCCACAGCUUUCAAACGUUGAAAUACAGUUCGGACCACUUUCCCCGGUAAUUUUUUAAAAGCAUAAAAAUGCCUCGAGAUGUUUCAUCCUCGUCAAGUCAGGACGAAGCGAGUAACCCGCCAGCGGAAGCGUCGUUUAGGCAAAAGCACGUCGAGAGGAGUAGCAAGUAUCAGUGCCCCGAUGACUUCGUGUGCUUCAGCCUCAAGCCUUGCAGCAGCACGCUGACUGAGAGCCUGAAGAGCAGCGAGAGCGAACUGUGGCUCAUUAAAGCCCCUGCCAACUUUGAUCCUCGAUGUUUGAGAGGUGCAAGCGUCAAUCUUUCCGGCUUUCAGACACUGACGCUUCCUUCCGCUUCGGCUGCCGGCGACGGGCAUGGCCAGCAAGUCUACAACAUCCUGGCGUCCAAUCACGGCACCGCCGACCUUCGCUUGCUCACCGCCGCAUCUUCGUCGCCGGUUGUGGCGCCUGCCUUCUCUGGCCUCUUGAGCGUUUGCGAGAGCUACGUGGGUGCCCGGGCGCCCCCCUGCGUCGUCCAUGCCGCGCCCGCGCCGGCCAUCCCGCCCGGACUCAAGCAGAGAUUCCAGCCCUUCGGAAGCAAGACGCCCACCACGGCGCAGGAGACACAAGAUGAGGACAGGAAGAGGAGGAAGAAGAAGAAAAAGAAAGACAAGCACAUUAAAAAGGAGGAAGAGGUGAGGGUCAAGCAGGAAGUUGAGGAAACGGGCCAGGAACACGCUGAGGAAAAGAGCAGCAGGAAAAAGAAAAAGGUGAAGGAAGAAGUGGCCGUCGUGCAAGUGAAACAAGAAUUGAAGCGUGAACUGGACGUAGGCGCUUUAUACAAUGAUGACAGCUUAGCAAAGAAGAAGAAAAAGAGGAAAAAAAGCAAAAUCGAUGCUGAAUAAAUGUCAUGAACUCAGAUUUUUUUUUUUUUUUUUUGAGGGCAGGCGUACCUCAAAACAUUUUCCCAUUUGUCCUCAUUGGGGUGUAUGUGGGCUGGAGUCAGAUGACUUUUGGUGACAGGUGGUGUACACUCUGGACUGGUUGCCAGCUCGUCAACCAGUUUUACUGAGACAAACAUUCACUUCCAUUCACAUUUUGGAAUGUGGGAGGAAAAGUGCAUGCACGCAGAAAGAGAACGUUCGAACUCUACACAGGAAGUGAAUCCAGAACCUCCAGACUGCGAGGCACACAUGCUAACUAGUAGACCUCAAGCCCCAAAAGAAAUGUUUAAAUAAAAAACCAUAAGCAUUUUCUUUUAAGCACAUUUGUGUCAUCCUCUUUCUUUCAAAUGGAUUAUUUAUAAACAUUAAUUUGUACUAUGAAACAAAAUAUUGUCAGUGUUUCCGUGGCUUUUUUCCUUAAAUUUUUUUCCCAACACUAGGAAACAAAUUGUCUAAAAUGCUUUCACUUACUCUGGCAAAAUUUGGUGUGCCAAAUCCAAACAUUGUGUUAGCUUUUUUUCAAUCAGGUCAACUUUUUGAAUUCUGGCCAUAUGUUUGUUACAUGAUUUUUGCUCGGCCCGGUAGUCCAGUGGUUAGCACGUCGGCUUCACAGUGCAGAGGUACCGGGUUCAAUUCCAGCUCCGGCCUCCCGGUGUGGAGUUUGCAAGUUCUCCCCGGGCCUACGUGGGUUUUCUCCGGGUGCUCCGGUUUCCUCCCACAUUCCAAAAACAUGUGUGGCAGGCUGAUUGAACACUCUAAAUUGUCCCUAGGUGUGAGUGUGAGUGCGAAUGGUUGUUCGUCUCUGUGUGCCCUGUGAUUGGCUGGCAACCGAUUCAGGGUGUCCCCCGCCUACUGCCCGGAGACAGCUGGGAUAGGCUCCGGCACCCCCCGCGACCCUAGUGAGGAUCAAGCGGCUCGGAAGAUGAAUGAAUGAAUGAAUGAAUGAAUAUAUUUACAGGUACCGGUACUUUGAUCAAUGUCUUUAAUUUACAUUAAACUUUGUAGCAUUUGGUUAGUAAACUUACAAAAUAAAAUGUCUCAAAUAUCUCAAGGAAAAAAAAUUGAACAAAAAUCAACCGAUAAUAUCACAAAAGUGUAAUAAAUUUAGGAAAGAAACUUACUUUUUAAAUCAACUUGACAUAAACAACUAACCUGAACAGAAGAAACGGAUCUCUUUUCACCAAUGCAAAAUUGGAAGAACGGUUUGAUUUUUAAAUAUUUUUUAUUUUAUGUGAACUGUUUUGUAAAGUGCUUUAUGACAGCUGCAGCUGUUAUGAAAGCGCUAUGUAUUGUAUGUAUACAAAGCCUAACGUUCCUCGGUGUCCCGAAAACUACAACCAAUCGUUCACCAACAUUUAUGAACGCAGCUCGUUUCACCACACUUCAAGUAUUAAAAUGAUCUGCCCGAUA